UGAUGCUCCUCAACAACCAACGGUUUUCACACAUCAAAGAUAGCUUCAAAUCAAAACCACUUAAGAAAUCUGAAAUUUGAGGAAAAGACAUCCAACAAUAUCAUGUCAGAUUGGUCAGCUGAAAAUGCCAAGAAGGCUUAUCUCCAAGCUCUCAAAAUGGCCAAAAGGGACAAAGAACCCGAUGUAGCCGAGUUCAUAUCAGCUAUUGCAGCAGGAAAAAAUGCACAACUCAUGGUUGUAGCCAGUGCCAGCGUGGCAGGUUCUGCCAUGCUAGCACUAGCUGCAGCCGCUCAACAAACACACGGUCGUGUGGUAUGCAUCUCACGUUGCCAAAACGAUUUACAAGAAUCCAAAAAAGCUUUAGGAGUACAUAAAGAUUGUGUUGAGUUUGUUGUAGGAGAUGCUAAAAGCCUUCUCUUAAAUGACUACAAAGGAGCUGAUUUUGUUCUUGUAGAUUGUGACAUGUAUAAUUCAAGAGAAAUUUUUCUAGCAGCAUUUAAAGGUGCCAUCAAAGAUGGUUCACUUGUGGUUGGAUAUAAUGUUAGGCAUAGGGCCUUAAGGUGGAGACAAUUAAGGGCAACAUAUUUACCUAUUGGAGAAGGGUUACUUGUGACCAAAAUUGAUCUUAAUUUGAAGAAGGAUAAUGAGAUUUUUGUCCAAAGAAAGAAGAGUAAUUGGAUUGUUCAAGUAGAUAAUUGCACCGGAGAGGAACAUAUAUUUAGAGUCACGUCUCCGAAUAAGAAAGUACAAAUCGAAGUUUAAGUCAUAAAUUGAUCGAUUGUGCUCGCAAUAUACUUUUUAACAUAUUUUAUGUUAUUAGAUAAAAUUUGUGCAGAGUUAAAUGAAAUUUAUCUAAUAAUAUGUAAGAGUAUAUUUUUAGUACUUAUGGAAAACGUUAAUUACAGGGUUUUGAAGAAUUGAAGUAUGCAAAAUAAUGCUGGAGGCAGAGCAAUUUCAUAUUAUGUUGUAUCUUUGGAUCGACUUGUAAAUGUAAAAAGUAAAAAAUA
Trifolium pratense (red clover) is the source of this 1007-nucleotide messenger RNA. RefSeq lists its product as uncharacterized. The coding region runs from base 103 to 762 and encodes 219 amino acids. Lineage: Eukaryota; Viridiplantae; Streptophyta; Magnoliopsida; Fabales; Fabaceae. The record is from RefSeq and is a predicted model, not a curated record. The transcript is spliced from 2 exons.